GAGCAAUGAACCCGAGCGGCCGAAUAAAUUUGAACAGAGCGGAAGAGGCUAAAGCAUCACCGAAUGCGCAGGGAGAUUCUUCCCGACAAAAUAAGAUUAGUCGAAUACAUGAAGAGCUACUGAGGUGUUUGUCCACUCUUGAAAAAGAGAUUGAAAAUCAAGAGAAUAAGAAGACAAAACAACAUAAUGAAACAUGCGUGCUUUCUGCUCAAAUCACUGAACUUACCGAUCGUGUGGAAAAAGCACGUUUGAAAGAGAAUGAGCUAGCUGAGAGGAUUGCAAGAUGGGUAGAUUAUUUGAAAGAGCAGAAAGAGAAGAUGUUGUUACGCGACUCAAGGCUCUGUGCGACAGGCACUCUUUCCGCAACCAUUUCGGAAGAUAUCGAGUACAAUAUCAACAUGCUUAUGGAAAUGAGACACAGGGUUGACGCAAAGUUGGCCGAAACUAGAAGCAGAAAGAAAGAGCAUAAGGAUCAGUUAAAGCAGCUGAAAAUGGAGAUGCUCCAAAUGCAUAAACAACUAAAAGAUUGGGACAAAAAGUAUGACGAUCUGCUAGAUGCAAUGAACCGCAUGGAAGUAGCACGUAAUCGUUUACAAGAAAGAAUUAAGGAACAAAGGCAGAAAGGAACUACAGCCCAGCUGCAUUGCGUCGAGCUUGACGAGAAACUUCAUGAGCUCUGUCGUACCGAUAGACCUGAAGGACACAGGUACUGCCAUGAACAUGCACUCAAGAGUCAGUUUUCCACGAUUACAACGUCGGGAAGUGAAGGGACGACGUAUGUCGAAGACAUAACGCUGUCGUCACGAUAAAUGGACUCGAUGUAAUCUACCAUUCAAGCACAAUGAAGAAACACCGGAAUUCUAUCUUCCAUUCUGUAUUUGUUAAUAAACGUUCAUAAUGGGUUGAUAAAA
Molecule: messenger RNA, 911 nt
Organism: Cylicocyclus nassatus
Lineage: Eukaryota; Metazoa; Nematoda; Chromadorea; Rhabditida; Strongylidae
Source: the annotation of a GenBank genome assembly